This is a messenger RNA of Rhodamnia argentea, 1480 nucleotides long. RefSeq names its product WAT1-related protein At2g37460-like. The record is from RefSeq and is a predicted model, not a curated record. Gene Ontology annotation, molecular function: transmembrane transporter activity. NCBI's taxonomy places the organism in Eukaryota, Viridiplantae, Streptophyta, Magnoliopsida, Myrtales, Myrtaceae. Bases 38 to 1216 code for a protein of 392 amino acids. The transcript has 7 exons. Gene Ontology annotation, cellular component: plasma membrane.
AGUUUUCAUUGCCAAGACAGCGCGAGAGAGAAGAUAUAUGAUCAUGAGCAAAGCAAUGGACAUGAAGGGUUUGUUUCACACGUUGAAGCCCUUCCUCGCUGUGCUGUUCUUGCAGUUCGGGCUGGCGGGGAUGGACAUCCUUUGCAAGGUUGCCCUAAACAAGGGCAUGAGUAGCUACGUGUUCAUCGUCUACCGCCACGCCGUCGCCACCAUCGUCAUUGUCCCUUUCGCCAUCGUCCUAGACAAGAAAACGAGGCCGAAAAUGACACUCCCCAUCUUCGUCAAACUGAUGGUGCUUAGCUUACUGGAGCCAGUCAUCGACCAGAACUUGUACUUUUUGGGGUUGAAGCACACGACGGCGACAUUUGCAGCAGCCAUGUGCAACAUUCUUCCGGCCAUCACCUUCGUCAUGGCUUGGAUCAUGCGGCUUGAGAAGAUUAAAGUGAAGAGCGUUCGGAGCCAAGCCAAGGUCCUUGGUACACUAGCAACGGUCGCCGGAGCCAUGACAAUGACGCUAAUCAAAGGCCCCGCUCUCGAACUAUUUUGGACAGGAGGAGGAGGGACGGCCUCCAGCAACAUCCCGAAUGGGAGUUCUCAUGGUGGGAUUAGCCUCAAGAACUCCAUCAAGGGUUCUCUCAUGAUCACUGUUGGAUGCUUCAGCUGGGCUUGCUUCAUGGUUCUCCAAGCGAUAACACUAGAAACAUAUCCCUCCGAGCUCUCUCUCACGGCUUGGGUAUGCUUUUUGGGGACAGCAGAGGGCGCCGUCGUGGCUCUAGUCAUGGAAAGAGGAAACGUCGCCGUUUGGUCCAUCCGGUGGGACACCAAUUUACUCGCCGCUGUCUACAGCGGAAUAAUGUGCUCGGGAGUGGCUUACUACAUUCAAGGUGUGGUCAUGAAAGACAGAGGGCCGGUUUUUGUCACAGCCUUUAGUCCUCUAGGCAUGGUGAUCGUCGCUGUUUUGAGUACCUUCAUCUUAGCUGAGCGGCUUUUCUUGGGAAGGGUUAUCGGCGCCGUCGUCAUCGUGGCCGGUUUAUACCUUGUUGUGUGGGGCAAAAGCAAGGACUACGCAUCUUCCUCUUCGCUGUUAGACAAGCAGAAAGCGUUGCCGACAAACUUGGAUGACCCCGGAGGCAACGGGAAGGAGAACUCUAGUCAUGAGAUAAUCAAGAUUAGUACGUGUAACGACAAAGGAACUCCGGAAACUAACGGAAAAUGAUCGGUCAUUCGUAGGUAUGACAUUUUGUAGCGACAUAAAGUAUACUAAUUAAGAAUAUUCGACCUGAUUAGUCGUGUUUUCGAUAAACAAUCUUUGCAAUUGUCAACGUUAUUCGAACCUUCGAAUUAUGUACAUACCAUGGUACCUCGAUGUUUUCACAGAAAGCAACGUGAAUCGGUGACUUCGACUCUUCACUUUUGAUUCUUCUUUUACAAGAUUUUAUGAUGCUUGCACUUUCAUUUUUAAAAUGGCAGAUUUUUUUUU